AUGCAUUCUAGAAAUACAGAAAGGCAUCGAAAUUCUGGGGUUGAAAGGAAAUGGUUAGCAGUUAAAUAUGGAUUAGAAGUUCUUAAGAUAGUGGAUGAUAGAAAUAUCGAAGAUUUGUUUUUUCACUUUCGGGAUAUUCUCAACGAGUUAAUAGUGUUAGAAGAACGACCGGUUCACAUUUUAUUUUCCGAAAGCAUUUCUGAGGUUCUCAAUUUUCUACACAAAGUUUUGCCUGGAGUUCACGGUCCCAUUCCUCUACUUCUCCUGAUUGAUGAUGCUGAAAGAAGUAAUGUUUCUGUUCACACGGAAUUAGCAAACAUUUUCCAAGAUUACUCUUAUAUUUUCAAAAUAACGGGUACAGAAACACGUCAAAUGCUAGUCACCAAGAAUUUUCUUGAGUUCCGGAAUUGGUCUAAGGAAUUCGUAGAAAAUAUAAUGAUUGAUAACAUAAGCAGCCCCGAUUCGGAAUUGAAUACUGGAAUAGAAAAGCUGGUUGACAGAGAAACUUUAUACGUAAAUUAUCAAGAAGACGAUGAACCACAUGAGAGUCCGAAACAGGCGGAAGUGGUGAAUACCGAAAAUAUUAUCAAUGCUCUUAAAGCAUACCGUCAUGAUGAUCACGAACGUUUUGUUAGGCACAUAGCGGUUGAUAAGUUCUUUCGCCGGAUGCGUUUAAUGUUUGAUAAUAUCGAUGACAACUCUCAUCUUCUUCAAUUGAUUCGAGUGUCAUUGACUCCAUCAAGGGAGAUAGGUCCGAGGAUUGCGGCUAUUCUAGAAGAAAUUAUAUUACAAGCAUUGGAUCUGCAAUUAAUCCCUCGAAUAUGCGAUCAGAUUUACGAAGAAUUCGAUAAAGCUAGCAAGGAAUUGUUAUGGUCAGUUAUAGAAGAUCUUAUGGAAAUUUUCAUGGCCACCAAGAAAUUUGCUCCUUUCAAUUGGGAAAAGAAAAUUCAAUCUCAAUGGGACAUCUUCUUCAACUUCAUCAAUCAUAUCCCUAAAUGGUUUUGGAAUGAAAUUCCUGAGAACCUUGUGAAUUGGCUAAGAAAUAAGGUCGAUGAGUUUACGGUAGAUGAAACGAAACAAAGAGAACCUGAGCCACAGAAUGUUCCGAAAAUAGAAAAAAUAUCUCCGUCAAUCACACAGACUGCGUUUCCACGUCCUGAUUUUUCGGGAACCUCUAAACAAUUUGAUAAUUACUGGGAAUAUUGUGAGCAAGAGGAACCACCAUGCGAUUUCCGACAAAUCAGCGAAGUUCCUCAAAAAGAAGAUAUUCUUGCAGAAGAUCCUCCAUAUGUAAGGAGAGCAGUUGUUGAUAAGAAAUAUGAAAAUUCUCAACAUUAUCUCGAUGUGAUGUUUAGGCUUUUACGAGAAGAUUUAAUUUCUCCAUUACGUGAUGGAAUUUAUCUUUGUAAAACAACUGCUUCUACCGAAAGUAGUAUCAAAAUUUAUGACGUUCUGGAAAUACGGGGCGUUCAGGUUAAAUUCAAUGAUGGUGUCGAGUUCCGAUAUCUUGUUGUGACAAACAACACUGAUGAUCAGAAAACGUUGCUAUAUGGCCAGAUAGUUUGUCUAUCUUGCGAUAAUUUCAAGAGUGAUUUUCACAUAGGAUGUGUAGUUGAACGAAAGGAAAAUAUGUGUAUGACUUACACUGUUGGCGUGCAAUUUUAUGAACCUUUCGAGAAAGAUGAGUACAAAUCUUAUCGGUUGGCUGAGCCUUCAAGUUAUUUCGAGGCUUACCAACACGUAUUGAAAGCAAUUAAGAAAAUUAACCGGCUAACAAGUUUCCCAAUGGAAAGAUAUUUGGUAUAUUGUAAAAAGAAUGUUCUAAAACCUCUGUAUAUGCGUUUGGAUGUGGAUCCUGGUAAUGAUUUGGAUGUUGAUAUUCUAGAGCAUUACGAAGAGCUACGAAAGCAAGAAAAAGAUAAAGUUUUCAAUGGUGAAAAUGCAAAAAAAGAAGACAGAGUAAAGUUUCUGCUGGACAGUGUUCAUCCUAUUUUCCCAAAAAGGACAAAAACUGCUAACGAAGAUUCGAGGGAUAAGAUAACAAUUUACGGCGCAACUUACUCCAUAGAUACUUUGAGGCAGGACUUUGUUACAACUCUUCUGAAUCCUCAUCAAAGAGAAGCUCUAAUUGAAUCUUUGACAAACGAGCUUUGUUUGAUACAGGGUCCACCGGGUACAGGAAAAACUUUUAUCGGCGUAGAAAUCGUGAGAGUUUUAGUGGCUAAUAGAAUUAGGUUUGGUAUUUUGAAACCUGUGCUUCUUGUAUGCUACACAAAUGCCGCGCUUGAUCAGUUUCUUGAGAAAGUUUAUAAGAUGCUCUCUCAUGAUAAAGAAAACGGGUUACUUCAACAUAAUGGGCCGUUAGUGGCUCGUCUUGGUAGUAAGAGCGAGAGUGACUUAGUUGAUAAAAUGAGAUUAUCUCGCUCUGCAGUUGUCAAUGAUUACAAGAACAUUUACGCGGAAAAUGAAAAUGUUAAGCUGGGAAAAACAAUGAGAGACAAAAGAAAUCAAGCAAAAGAACUCUCCAUGAUUUCCUCGAUCCUACGUCUUCAUAACACAAAAAUUUUACGAUUUGAAGUUAUUCGCCCUGCUAUGAGCUCUUCGCACAGUGCUGAGUUUAUCAAAUUUCAUUCUGAAAGCUGUCCUAAACUUCAGGUUGAUGAAGCUUUCGGUCAUUGGCUCUUAGACAAACCAAUAGUAGAUUUUCGAAAUUUCGGAGUUUCUAAAGAAACAGACGGAGAAGAUUUUGAGAAAGCAAAACCUUUCGAGAAAGAAUCAGAGUUGGAAGAAGCGGAUAUUACUCUUGCUGAGCUUUUCCGUCGUAUGAAUUUCGAUUCACAUAUCAGAGAAGGCGUUGAAGAAGGAAUCUCAGAGGCAUCUCAGCUUGAGACAAGUGUGGUUUGGGACUUAACUUCGCAGGUUAAAUUAUGUGACAAUGAUGUGAUUUUGUUCGGAAAAGUUAGCACAAAUGGCUAUAAUACAAUCGUAUAUGAUUCACAAAUUGAAACGGCUGUGUUUGACAAUGAACCUCAGAUUUUAAAAACUUCGGCGUUAUCUGAAAGUGAUGCUUUCAAUAUUAAUUCCAUUUUGACAAUCACAAGAGCUCGUAGAUGGGAACUGUACAAUUAUUGGAUCAAGACUUUGGUAUCGAAAGUACUCUCGAACAUAUCUCAGGAGAUUCAGAAAUAUCAAGUUUUAUGCAAAGAUGUUCAACUACAUCAACAUGCUGUUGAUGCAGCAGUUUUAAAAAACUCUCUCAUUGUUGGAGCUACAACAACGGGAGCUGCAAAGUUUAAUGAUCUUCUUUCUAAGAUAGGCUCAAAGAUAGUGAUAAUUGAAGAAUCGGCUGAAGUAUUAGAAGGACACUGUUUUGCUUCGAUCCCAAAUAAAAUAGAGCAUUUGAUAAUGAUUGGAGAUCAUCAACAGCUUCGUCCCAAUCCAUCUGUUUAUGAGUUGGGAAAACUCUACAACUUGGAUGUUUCCAUGUUCGAGCGUUUGAUCAAGAAUGAUUUUCCUCAUGUAUGCCUAUCUAUGCAACACAGGAUGCUACCGUUGUUGACUUCUACAGUCAUACGUCCAUACUUCUAUGAGAAUCUGCAGGAUCAUAUGAGUGUGAAAGAAUACCCGGAAGUAGCAGGAAUGAAAAAACCAUUAUACUUCUGGUCUCAUAAUCAUAGCGAGAGUAUUCAGCGUACGUCAUACACCAAUAGAUACGAGCUCCUAAUGAUCUCCAAACUUGUCCGCUACUUGCUACUUCAACAAUGUUACAAACCAUCUGAUAUAUCAGUGCUUACACCUUAUUCAGAACAACAGUCGCUCCUAGAUAGCGAAAUGAAUGCUCUCUCUCACAGUAUGGGUUACCCUGAAAAGGCAAUUGGUGUUCAUACUGUGGAUAGUUUCCAAGGAAAGGAGAACAAGAUAAUUCUUUUGUCACUAGUUAGAUCUAACGGGGAAGGUAUUGGGUUUUUAUCCAUUUCAAAUCGUGUUUGUGUGGCUCUUACUAGAGCAAAGCAUGGUAUGUACGUAGUAGGAAACAUACAUUAUCUUAAAUCGAGAUCUGCUUUAUGGCAAAAAAUAUCAAUGAACUUGAUAGAUAACGAGCUGGUAGAGUUUUUCAUUCCUCUCAAAUGUCAAGUUCACGGCAAUGUCACGGAAAUCUAUGAACCAGAAGAUUUUGAUUCCUUAGCCGCAGAUGGAGGAUGUGAUGAAAAAUGUGGGUCCUCUUUAGAUUGUGGUCACUUUUGUAACAAAAGAUGUCAUGUGGGAACUGAUCAUCUGGAUGAUGGCAUUUGUCGGCAGCCAUGUCCUCGUGUUUGUUCUAAUGAGAAAUAUAAGCAUAAGUGUCAAAAGACUUGUAAAGAAGUUUGUGGAGGAUGCUAUCAGUUGGAGUAUCUUCAGCUAGCUUGUGGUCACGAAGUUGGAGGAGCUUGCCAAGAUCUACAUAAGUUGAAAUGUAGGGAAAGAUGUUCGAAGUUCUUGAAAUGUGGUCAUCAGUGUUCCCAGAAUUGUGGAGAAGAAUGUACCGUAGAUUGCCUUGAGUUGAUGCCGUUCAAACAAGACUGUAAUCAUAUAGCUGAAUAUCUAUGCUCAAAUCCUGAAGUUGGGAAGUGUACAUUCCCAUGUGAUAAAUUUCUGAUCUGUGGGCAUAAAUGCCCGAACGAUUGUUCUAACCCAUGUGCCCGGGAAUGUCUAGCGCCUGUUCAGAAGCUUCUGAGUUGCGGUCACCGAACUAACGUCCCUUGCUCCAUCAAUCCCGAGAUAUAUCCUUGCCCGGUCGAAAUUGAACAUUACAUCGUAUCAUGUGGUCAUUAUGUAAAGUCGGCCUGUUCAACUCAGCUGGAAACAUUAAGUUGCCCGUCUAGAUGUAUGAAGAGUUUGGAAUGUGGUCAUAUUUGUAUUCGUCAAUGUGGUGUCUGUAGAGAAGAAGGAAGUCAUUCUUGCGGGGAGAUCUGUAGAAAAAACCUCGCUUGUGGGCAUCAGUGCAUGGACAGAUGUGGAGUUCCUUGUGGACCAUGCAAAGCUGAUUGUCUGACAUCGUGCUCACAUCAAGCUUGCGGUUCUCCAACUAUCCGAACAAAAACUGGAAUAUGUUAUGGUCGUCAAUGUUCUGAAAUUUGUGUUCUUUGCAGUAGAGCUUGUGAUAAUCACUGUGAACAUAGAUUUUGUCAACUGAGAUGCUUCGAAGUUUGCGAUGUGAAACCUUGUGAGGCUCUUUGUACUAAAAAAUUAGCUUGUGGACAUGCAUGCCUUGGGAUGUGCAGUGAAGUUUGCCCAUCUGUCUGUGGUACAUGUAAUCAGAAGAAGUAUGUUGAUAUCGUGAACUCUAUGAAAGAAAGUGAUUCGAAGCCAAGAAUCCAUAAACUAGUCAUGAUUCCUUUCUGUAAUCACAUAUUCCCUGUUCCCUUCUUGGAUGAUGUGAUGAGUGAUUUCAAACAAAAGGUGGUCUAUCCGAGGUGCCCACAAAGCGGAUGUGGACAAGCCAUUCUAGGUGUGCAACGAUACUCAAGGAUUAUCAAGGAAAUUGUAUUUAAACGCUACCAGCUCAAUGAGAAGAGAAGAGUUUCUGAGAAUGCUGCUCUCAAACACUAUAAUUUUGAGAAAUACAAGGCAGAGUUGAAGCAAUAUUUCAAGUCUAUAGACUGCUUAGCUGUCCAAUCAAAAGCGAGUAAGACGCGGAUAACAAACCUACAAAAGCUUAGAGAAAAAUGGGUGGGUAAUCUCAGUGUAGAUUUCCUUCUUGAUUUAAGCAGAUCGUUGAAGUCGUUAGUAUAUCUCUUCGAUUUGUAUUUUCGAAUUGAGACAAAACUGCCUAGGAAAAAUUCUACAUGUAGCUCAAACAUGGAACGUAUAUGUAGUUAUAUAUCGAAGACCGGGAAUAUUAAAUCUGAUAUGGAGAACUUUCUGGAUGAUACUUGUGCUUGGUUCAACACGAAUAUGACAGUUGGAAUAAGCGGAGUUUUUGUUCCCGUGGCUAAGGAGUUCUUGAUGAGAGCUGCAGUUAAUUUAACAAUAUGUGAACUGGUCGUGACGAACUUGCUAAGAUGUACGGAUAUAGAUGAGUCGAAGAUGUCUAGGUUGUCGGCUUUACUAGCACGGGUGAAUGAAACCGGUUCAACUUUUCAGUUAGGAGAUUUGUUAAAGAAAAUACUGACGUUUAUAAAUGAAUCGAAAUUAAUUAAUGAUAAAGAUUAUGGAGACUGGAAGUUAUUUUUAAGCAUUCCAUUUCCCGAAUUUUGA
Molecule: messenger RNA, 6237 nt
Organism: Auanema sp. JU1783
Lineage: Eukaryota; Metazoa; Nematoda; Chromadorea; Rhabditida; Rhabditidae
Source: the annotation of a GenBank genome assembly